AUGUCGGAAGAGAAAGUGAUUUUGGUCACCGGUGGAACUGGUUUGGUUGGUAAAGGUAUCGCUGAGUAUAUCAGACAACAAGGCGAAGCACGUACCAAUGAAAAGUGGAUCUUUUUAAAAUCUUCUGAUGGUGACUUAAGAUCUAAAGAGGCAACUAGUGCUAUCUUCCAAAAGUACAAACCUACACAUGUCAUUCACUUGGCAGCCAAGGUUGGUGGACUCUUCUCCAAUAUGAAGUACAAGGUAGAGUUCUUCCGUGAUAACAUUGCCAUCAAUGACAAUGUGUUGGCUUGUUGCAAUGAGUUUGGUGUCAAGAAGUGUGUGUCUUGCUUGUCGACCUGUAUCUUCCCCGACAAGACUACCUACCCAAUCGACGAGACCAUGGUUCACAACGGUCCACCACAUCACUCGAAUGAAGGAUAUGCCUACGCCAAGCGUAUGAUCGACGUACUCUCACGUGCGUACAACCUCCAAUAUGGUCAAUGUAAAUUCACAACCGUCAUUCCCACCAACAUCUACGGUCCACACGACAACUACCACUUGGCAGACAGUCAUGUCAUUCCAGGUUUAAUUCACAAAACCUACAAUGCUAUGCGUAAGCAUCAUAACAAUAAGAAUAAUACAGAUUUAACAAUUAUGGGUACUGGUAAACCAUUAAGACAAUUCAUCUUCUCAGAGGACCUAGGUAGAUUGUUUGUUUGGGUGAUGGAUAACUACGAAGAGACUGAACCAAUCAUUCUCUCAGUUGAUGAAGAAGCUGAAGUUUCUAUUGCUGAUGUUGUAACAAUGAUUACAGAGGCAAUGGAGUUCAAAGGAAAAGUUAUUUAUGAUACAACCAAAGCAGAUGGUCAAUAUAAAAAGACUGCAAGCAACAAGAAAUUGAAAUCACUCUAUCCAGGACUAACAUUUAAGCCAAUGAAGGAAGCAAUCAAGAUCAGUACUCAAUGGUUCAUCGAUAACUAUGAGACUGCUCCUAUGGAUAACUCUUAUAUUACCAAGGAUGGUAGGGUAGCACAGAAGACAAAUUGGAGGCUAUCGAUCAUUUCCGACUAUUUUUGGUAUUUUUUAAAUCAAAUCGUAUUUUUUUUUGAAACACUCUUUUCGGACCCUGCAACUGAAAAAUAUAAAAAGAAGCAUGGCGAUAGAGAUAGAAACUAUUUAGGUUGGAAUAAUGGAAAUGGUGGUGGAGGAAACGGAGGAGGUGGUGGAGGUGGCCCUAGAAUAAGAACACUUAAUCAAGUCGGAAAGAGUGAUGAUAUUUAA
Messenger RNA from Heterostelium album PN500, 1263 nucleotides. Its product is annotated as GDP-L-fucose synthetase. Gene Ontology annotation, molecular function: GDP-L-fucose synthase activity. The record is from RefSeq and is a predicted model, not a curated record. NCBI's taxonomy places the organism in Eukaryota, Evosea, Eumycetozoa, Acytosteliales, Acytosteliaceae. The transcript is spliced from 8 exons. Gene Ontology annotation, biological process: nucleotide-sugar biosynthetic process. The coding region runs from base 1 to 1263 and encodes 420 amino acids.